Messenger RNA from Bacillus rossius redtenbacheri, 2072 nucleotides. RefSeq names its product PRKCA-binding protein (gene PICK1). Gene Ontology annotation, cellular component: synaptic vesicle; postsynaptic density; trans-Golgi network membrane. NCBI's taxonomy places the organism in Eukaryota, Metazoa, Arthropoda, Insecta, Phasmatodea, Bacillidae. The record is from RefSeq and is a predicted model, not a curated record. Bases 177 to 1448 code for a protein of 423 amino acids. Gene Ontology annotation, molecular function: protein domain specific binding; phospholipid binding; protein kinase C binding. The transcript is spliced from 9 exons. Gene Ontology annotation, biological process: intracellular protein transport; dendritic spine maintenance; regulation of Arp2/3 complex-mediated actin nucleation.
AAAAUAAUUUUUUUUUCUGGUUUUGUAAACAUUGGGGCGUUUGCGGUUAUAUUGUAUUUAAAUAUAUAAAAUGCUAGAUUACGAAGAUGAUUACUUUCUCGAGGAAGACAAGAUCAGCAUGCUGUGUGCGUAGUCGGUUGUGAUGUGUUAGUGUGAGUGCAUGAGCCGCGGGCGCCAUGAACAGUCCGCGCUACGACUACGACUACCUGCUGCAGCCGGCCCCACUGGCGAUGGAGGACCGCAUGGGUAUGACCGUCACGUCCGGCAACGUGGCGCUCACCAAGGACAGCUCCAAUCUGAUCGGCAUCAGCAUCGGGGGCGGGGCCCCGCUCUGCCCCUGCCUCUACAUCGUGCAGAUAUUCGACAACACGCCGGCGGCGAAGGACGGCACCUUGCAGUGCGGGGACGAGCUGGUGGGGGUCAACGGCAUGUCUGUCAAGGGCAAGACCAAGGUCGAAGUGGCCAAGAUGAUCCAGUCUUCCAAGGGAGCACCAGAACGCCGUGCGCAGGAGGAGGUGACGGUCAACUACAACAAGCUGCACGCCGACCCGCGCCAGGGCAAGAGCCUGGACAUCGUGCUGAAGAAGGUGAAGCACCGCCUGGUGGAGAACAUGAGCACCACGACGGCGGACGCGCUGGGACUGUCGCGCGCCAUCCUCUGCAACGACACGCUCAUCAAGAGGCUGGAGCAGCUGGAGCAGACGGAGGGCGUGUACCGCGGCCUGGUGGAGCACGCCAAGGCCGUGCUCCAGGCCUUCUUCAGCCUGCUGCAGGUCUACAAAGCUUUCGGGGACACCUUUGCGGGCAUCGGGGUGCGUGAGCCCCAGCCGCGGGCCAGCGAAGCGUUCCGGCAGUUCGGCGACUACCACCGCCAGAUGGAGAAGUACGGCAUCAAGAUGCUCAAGACAGUCAAGCCCAUCUUGUCUGAUCUGGGCACGUACUUGUACAAAGCCAUCCCCGACACGAAGCUGACGAUCCGCAAGUACGCGGACACCAAGUUCGAGUACUUGUCGUACUGCCUGAAGGUGAAGGAGAUGGAUGACGAGGAGUACAGCUACAACGCUCUGCAGGAGCCCUUGUACCGCGUCGAGACGGGCAACUACGAGUACCGGCUGAUCCUGCGCUGCCGCCAGGACGCGCGCGCGCGCUUCGCCCGGCUGCGCUCGGACGUGCUGGUGAAGAUGGAGCUGCUGGACAACAAGCACGUGCAGGACGUGGUGUGGCAGCUGCAGCGGCUGGUGGCGGGGCUGGCACGCUUCCACGCCGAUACGCACGAGGCCCUGCGCGCGUGCGCGACCCUCUUCCCCGUCGAGGUGGACCUGGCCGGCUCGGCCUUCCUGUACCGGACCCCCGCCUGCGACGAGGCGGACGACGACGGAGACGACGAGCUGCUGCAGGCGGACGAGGCCAAGGAGGACGAGACCCUCAUCCCUGGCCUGACCGACUGAAGCUCCCCGGUCUCCGAGGACUGCAGUGGUGUCGCGGCGAGCCCCGCGCCCGCCUGGUCGUUCCGGCGACUUCCUGCCGCUGGUUCUCCGGGGAGCUAGAUCCGAACAAUAUACCAGAGAUUUCUUGGACUAAACCUAUUGCGUUUAGCUCAUCUUGAGAAUAAACACAGUGUUACUUAUUUCACACAUUCCAGUUUACCUAAGUUUUGUCGAACUGUAUUGUGAUCAAGUAGCGAAUAGAUCGGAUGCAGGUUUUCGCAGAAGCAUUUUGGCUCUGCCCCUGCAUUUAUUGUGUGGUUCGGUUGGGAGAGGGGGUCGUCGGUCUUGGCUCACUCCGUUUCGUGUCCAGCCGACACAGAUGUGUGCCCACGUGUCUAGCAAACCCCUUCAACCAAUAACAACGUAGCUGAAGUAUGAUUAGGUGGAGUCAGGCCGAUCAUGAAGGAAAACCCUGAAAGCUAGGCUAGGAAAUGUGUAUGCAACUUAAUAUAUAAUAUGUGUUAAGCCCUGUUAAAUAAACAUGGUGAGUUUUGAAUGACUACGUGUAUUUUUAAUAUAAAAUUAGAUAUUUUUAUGUAUUGUUACUAUUGGUUUUAAAUAAAUUAUGAAAUGCAUAGUAUACAA